AUCUAAUCUGAAAAAUUAUCUGAUUUAUAGAAGUAACCUCAAAAAACUGGGAGUUCAUCGAACAUUAUGUGCAAGCCUUCGAGCCCUUGGACAUCUGCACUAAGAAACUGCAGGAGCGUCAUGUUUCGUUGUCUGACUUCUACAUAGCGUGGCUGAAGACAAUCAACGCAGUGCGGAAUAUGUUUUCCAAUCCGUUCGCGCAGAAAUUGACCAAAGCCUUAACCGAUCGUUUGAUUAAAUUGAAGAUGUCACAAGCAUUCCAGAUGGCCCUUUAUAUGGAUCCUCGUUUGAAUUACCUGAAUUCAAAAUUAUUCAACGAUGAGGAGAAGCUGCAUGUUCAGGCAUGCAUUAAGGACACAUGGAACAGGAUUCGCAAAUUGCAACCAUCAUCUGGUCCUGGAAUAUCGACCGAAAAGAAUGCCAACGUCAACUCACAAUUCGACGAUUUCGUAACAGAGCUCUAUGGAGGCACUCUAUCGAAAACCGAUAAUGAGGCAACUGAUUCAUCAUUUGCUCAACAACUAAAGGCAUUAGAUGCUGAACCUCGCCAAGACCAUACGUACGACGUUUUUAAACAUUGGCUAAAGCGUAGGGAGACUCAUCCUGAGCUCUUUGAGGUUGCCAUGGUUGUUUUGGCGACACCGUCGAAUCAAGUUUCCGUCGAGCGAGCCUUUAGCGCACUUGCUCUAAUCCUGACGUCCCAUAGGGUUGGAUUGGGACCAGAUGCGCUAGAAGACAUUCUGAUUAUAAAGCUUAAUCGAGACAUUUUUGAAAAGGAGACUGAUUCAAUCGAUUGGGAUGAUAUAGUCAAUAAUAUCUAUUCUUAAGCUUUCAACGAGAUUAUGCUUAGCAUUACCAAAAUUGUCAUAUAAGAGUAAAAGUAUCGAACCAUUUUUAAUUUGUUAUUUGUUAAACAUGUUGAAUUGUUCAUUAUGGAAUGUUAUAAACAUUCAUAAAAUUACAUGGAUUGUAUUAUUUA
Molecule: messenger RNA, 979 nt
Organism: Aedes aegypti (yellow fever mosquito)
Lineage: Eukaryota; Metazoa; Arthropoda; Insecta; Diptera; Culicidae
Exons: 2
Coding region: 180-827 (215 amino acids)
Molecular function (GO): protein dimerization activity
Source: RefSeq, a predicted model, not a curated record